AUGGGGGUCCUGGCGGAGCUGGCGGAGCGGGGGGAGCUAUGCAUGGAGAAUCUCUCGGAAGAGGAGGCCCGGAGCUUCUUCGCGGAGCUGAAGAAGGGCGAGCUGGGCCGCGCCCUCGGCGCCUGGGAGCCCUGGUGGCAGCGGGUUGCUGCCAUUGAUCUCAGCUCCUUGGAUGACGCAGGCCCGGCUGAAACCUGA
Messenger RNA from Effrenium voratum, 198 nucleotides. The record is from the annotation of a GenBank genome assembly. NCBI's taxonomy places the organism in Eukaryota, Dinophyceae, Suessiales, Symbiodiniaceae.